Molecule: messenger RNA, 1885 nt
Organism: Oncorhynchus gorbuscha (pink salmon)
Lineage: Eukaryota; Metazoa; Chordata; Actinopteri; Salmoniformes; Salmonidae
Product: stathmin-4-like
Exons: 6
Coding region: 122-682 (186 amino acids)
Biological process (GO): neuron projection development; regulation of microtubule polymerization or depolymerization; microtubule depolymerization
Cellular component (GO): neuron projection; cytoplasm
Molecular function (GO): tubulin binding
Source: RefSeq, a predicted model, not a curated record
CAGUAGAGAAAGAGGGAAGGAAAAAAGCCAGAUAAAGACAUAGGAGAGUACCAUCAGCAUUGCUCAGCACAGGAAAUAUCUGAUUCACCACAGUGUCUUUAGAAGAAAAACAAGAGGCAGAAUGACUCUUGCAGCAUACAGAGACAAGAUGCGGGAGCUCCCUCUGGCGUCCAUCUUCUGUUCCUGCAUCCUACCUGAACCCAAAGAAAAGCCCACCAAGAAAGAAGGUGUGGUGGACCUGAACCUGUGCAUCAUCAGGGAUAUGGAGGUGAUUGAGCUGAACAAGAGAAGGUCCGGCCAGGCCUUCGAGGUCAUCCUGAAGCCACCCUCAUUCGACGGGGGUCCGAACACCUUCGCCAUCACACCCCCACGCAGGGAGCCCUCCCUGGAGGAGAUCCAGAGGAAGCUGGACGCCGCGGAGGAGAGGAGAAAGUGCCAGGAGGCUGAGCUGCUGAAGCACUUGGCAGAAAAGCGGGAACAUGAGCGCGAGGUGGCCCAGAAGGCCCUGGAGGAACACAACAGCUUUAUCCGGCUGGCCAAGGAGCGGCUGGAGCUGCGCAUGGAGCACAACAAGGAGAAACGGGAGGCACACCUGGCCGCCAUGCUGGAACGCCUGCAGGAGAAGGACAAGCACGCUGUGGAGGUGAGGAAAAACAGAGAGCACAAGGAGGAGAGCGGGUAGAGAGAGAGAUGGAGAGAGAGCGUGGGGCCUCUGUUUUGUUGAGUGAGAAAAGGACAGAAGAGAAAAUACAACAAAAAAAGACAGUUUCUUAAAAUGGAAAUGGGAUUUGUUUGACAGAUGAGAAUUCACAGUGAUGGAAUAGGAGGUGUGCAUACAAUCGUUUUGUGCUUAUAAGUCAACAAAAGCAAAAAAUGGAAGUUGGUUAUUUUCAGAGCAGGCAGAGGUGGUUUCCUCAGAGCAAUGGUGGAGAGACAGAAAAUCAAGUUGUAGUUUUGUAGUGCCCUUGAGUGUAGCGGAGUAUAACAGAGCUAUGCACAAUUUAUAAACCACACUGAGUGGAUAUUGGCACAUUUUGUAGGCUUGGCAUUUAUAAUAGACCAUGAACCCAGGACUCCCUGGAAAACAGUGGAAAUUGUAACUUGAUGGACUAUCCUGGCAAAAUAAAAUGAAAAUAAAAUACAAUUAAUACAUAAUUAUUUGCAAGAAAUUGAAAUAUAUUCUGAUCAAUAAAAUCACUGACACACAUACUUAAAUUUAAAGCAUUCUACACAUCAUACUGGAUCUUACUUUUCACCAGUGUGUUGAUAUUUUGUACAGAUGUAGGAUCUUAAUUUGAUCACUCUUUUGUUGCUGAGAAUUUACAUUAAAAUAAGGGUUUUUAAGGAGAAUAUUCUCUCUCUGCAGUAGUGAAAGAUAUAGGCAUGGUAUGGAAUAAAUAUAUGAAUGAACUCAGCUGACUUGCAUAAUACAGUACUUACUAGGAGCAGAAAAAUAAGUUAUUGCCUCUGACAUUUUUCUUAGAGGUUGAUGUUUUAGUUAACUAAAACUCCUAGUAAUGUAUUAUGCAAGCUAAAACAUGCUGAAAUGCAAACUUGAGAUGUAUUUGAGUUUUAAAAGGCUUCUAAAUUUUGUAAUUUCCACUUUGAAAUGUCAGACUUGAUUUGCCCUAAUGAAAAAUGUAUCAACCCCCACAAAAUCUCUAUGCAUUAUAAUCACAUUAAUUAUAAUCACAUUUCCUGUUGCUGCAGGAUUAUUUUCCUCUUGUGGCAAACUAAGAUCCUACAUCUGUACUGCUAGUUUCUUUGUAUGUUUUCAGACAUAGUAGUUGUGAUUAGUUGUAGAAUAGACUGUGUUGCACAUAUAUGUACUACUUACAGAUGUAUGUGAUAUGUCACUCAAUAUCAAUUAAAAAAGUAAAAGUCA